Molecule: messenger RNA, 728 nt
Organism: Dermacentor albipictus
Lineage: Eukaryota; Metazoa; Arthropoda; Arachnida; Ixodida; Ixodidae
Product: tetratricopeptide repeat protein 32-like
Molecular function (GO): protein binding
Source: RefSeq, a predicted model, not a curated record
CUAAACCAAAGCCGAUCUUACCAGCAACCGGCGUGUCUGUGUCUCUCGUCGUAGUGCGAUCGUGUCCUGUGUCCCUGUGUCGCAAUAAUUAUUCCGCGUGAACACGAUAACCCGUAUGGAUUCGGUGACUGGCGAUGUUCCCACUAAACAGGAGAAAAAGGUGCAGCUUGACGACUUGAUUGAAAGGAAAAAGAUCGAGUACUUGCGCCUCCUUCAAGAUGCGAAGGAAAGCCAGGAGCCCGAGCCAGGAAGCGCUGAAAACCUAAACCGCAGGAAGUACGAACUUGCGCUGGCAUACAACGAGCGCGGCCAGAUGCUCUACAGGAUGAUAGAAUUCGACAAAGCCGUGGAGGAUUACACUGAAGCCAUAUGUUACUGUGAUUCUCUGGCGGCGGCAUACUUCAAUCGUGGAACCGUUAGGUACAGAAUGGGUUAUUUCGAUGUAGCUUUGCCCGACAUGGAAAAGGCUGUUUCACUGGAUCCGACCAACAAGGAGUUCCAACUCGGGCUAAAAGAGACCAAAGAGCAGCUUUGAAACUUUAUUGUAGCAAGAACACGAGUACCCACCGAAUGACGUGCACCACAAUGUAUAUGUGACAGCUGAAGACUAGUCAUGAAUGCCCAGGGCAACAAAACAAGCAGAGGGACCAACCAACAUUGGAACAGUUGGACUUGAGAGUGACGUAUCUUUAUUUAUUUUCCUCAGAGGUAAAAUUUAUAACAUGUAA